GGGAGGGAGGUGUGCAGCAAUUUCCUGUAGCUGCGUUUACAUCUGCGCCUCUCAACCUUCCCCUCCGAGUCUGUAUCUGUCAGUGAGUGAAGAGCACGGGGCGAAGCUGAGCGGAACAGGAUGCAGGCUAUCAAAUGUGUGGUCGUGGGAGAUGGAGCUGUGGGUAAAACAUGUCUUCUCAUCAGCUACACAACCAAUGCCUUCCCCGGGGAGUACAUUCCUACUGUAUUUGACAACUACUCAGCUAAUGUGAUGGUGGACAGCAAGCCAGUCAACCUGGGCCUCUGGGAUACAGCUGGACAGGAAGAUUACGACAGGCUCCGCCCCCUGUCCUACCCACAGACGGAUGUUUUCCUGAUCUGCUUCUCCCUGGUGAGCCCAGCGUCCUACGAGAACGUCAGAGCUAAGUGGUUCCCAGAGGUUCGCCACCACUGCCCCUCCACGCCCAUCAUCCUGGUGGGCACCAAGCUGGAUCUGAGGGACGAGAAGGAGACCAUCGAGAAGCUGAAGGAAAAGAAGCUGGCGCCGAUCAGCUACCCACAGGGCCUGGCUCUGGCUAAGGACAUAGAUGCGGUGAAGUACCUGGAGUGCUCAGCCUUGACCCAACGUGGUCUGAAGACCGUGUUUGACGAGGCCAUCCGGGCCGUCCUGUGCCCCCAGCCCACGAGGGCAAAGAAGAAGCCCUGCACACUGCUGUAAACGAUUCUUGCAGAACAACAGAGGAAAAGACAAAGGCAUACAGACUGCUGACCCUGGUUUUUAAGAGGAUUUGAAAGUUCUAUCUAUCUAAUAUCUAUUAAACUACAACGAUCUUAAAAGUAAUGUGUUGUAGCUAAACAGUAGUAAACCUUUCUGUACAGCAUCCCUAGAGGUGGAUUUUUUUUCUUUCGUUGUUGUUGUUGUUGACGUUUUUUUUUAAAGCGCAUUAUAAAUGCUGCAGCAGACAGGAAACCAAUCUACCAACUGCUCCAGUAUUCCCACCAGAGAUUCAUCCACGAGCUUAAGUGGAAGACCAGGAGCCAGCUUUAUGUAAAGUAGCAAACUUCCAGCACACCGAAUUUCGCAAGACGCCUUUAUAGGCUGUCAAAAACCUAUGGGCAGCCUAUAAAGGCGUCGUGUGAAAUUUCACUUAAUAAGAACAACAUCUGUGCAAUAUGCACCGUGUUUUAAUGAGAUUAGUUCAUGGCGUUUUUUGGGGUUUUUUUUGUUCGUUUUUUUUGUUUCGAGAGUGAUGAACAAUGAGAAAACAUGCAGAUCAGGAACGGUAUUUCUUUGUGAGCAGGGAGUCAAACAACGUCGCGUUGGAAAUUAAAUUGUUACGAAUGUAUUUUUUCUUGUGCUAUUGCAAUAAAAGAUCUUUGAUCAGAUCAAAA
This is a messenger RNA of Mugil cephalus (flathead mullet), 1373 nucleotides long. It is a transcript of the gene rac2, whose product is annotated as Rac family small GTPase 2. The coding region runs from base 121 to 699 and encodes 192 amino acids. The transcript is spliced from 7 exons. The record is from RefSeq and is a predicted model, not a curated record. Gene Ontology annotation, molecular function: GTP binding; GTPase activity. NCBI's taxonomy places the organism in Eukaryota, Metazoa, Chordata, Actinopteri, Mugiliformes, Mugilidae. Gene Ontology annotation, biological process: small GTPase-mediated signal transduction.